This is a messenger RNA of Chelmon rostratus (copperband butterflyfish), 9183 nucleotides long. RefSeq lists its product as uncharacterized. The coding region runs from base 241 to 6891 and encodes 2216 amino acids. Gene Ontology annotation, molecular function: guanyl-nucleotide exchange factor activity. Lineage: Eukaryota; Metazoa; Chordata; Actinopteri; Chaetodontiformes; Chaetodontidae. The record is from RefSeq and is a predicted model, not a curated record. The transcript has 25 exons.
AAACAGACAAAUCAGAGAGUAAGUGCGGCUCAGCUAAGGACUCCACGAAUGCUCAUCCAGCUGGCUUAAGGUUGUCCUCACUCACUCGGCUGUGAACGAGCGUCUGGGCAAAAUGGAUUUCGUUUUGGUCCAGCGGCCACCGAGCAGGGGCAGCGGCAGCUCUGUAGAUCACUCCAUUUGGAUUAUUUCAGAAAGCGCUGCUGUUGUGACGUAUGGGAAUGACAGCUUGCAGAAAGGAAGAUGAACCUUGCUUCCCUGGAGGACUCGAUCCAGAACCUGCUGUCGGUGCUGUACCCGCCCUUCGAGGCCACCGCCCCGACUCUUCUCAGCCAGCUCUUCCGAAUCAUUGAUAGCCGUUAUCGGGGAGAUGCCCUGCGCUGCCUGCUGGACUUUCUGGUCCCAGCCAAGCACAUUUUAGACACCGUGCAGCAGGCUGCAUGUGCUCAGUACUCCGAUGUACUUUUCCUGUGUGAGGGCUGGCCUCUCUGUUUGCAUGACCAAGUUGUCGUACACCUCGCUCCCAUUAGCCCCCUGCUGCUUCAGCCGGGUGACUUUUACCUCCAGGUGGCACCGUUCUGUGACCAAUCAGCUCGCAUUGUGGUCUGCAGCCUCCUGGAAGAGGAGGGGCUUCGAGUUGAGGUAGUCGAGGAGACCCCAAUCCCUGAGACUUCCUAUCCUUGUAUAUUCAGCUUUGACUGGUUAGAGGAGAUCAACCAGGGUCGCCAUGGAACGCCUCUCACCCAAUGCCUGCUCGCCACCGAACAGGGCGUGGUGAGGCUGCCAUGGGAACGGGUUGCCGUGCCUGAUUUUGUGGAUGUGCCAGCGUGUGCUAGGAGUAGCAUGGCCUCUGCUCCACCUUCAUAUCCUCCUUUACGACCUCCACUUCCUCAUCCUCCACCUCCUCCUCAUUUUCCUGAAAACUCCUCAUCAAAUUGUUCAUUUCCUCUUUCUCCUUCUAAGGAAUCUGCACCAAAACAGUAUCCUGUGACCAUUAAAAAUUCAAUUGUAGCAUCGUCUGCCCACCCUGCCUUCUCUGUGGAGACCAGAAUAUGUCCAGCAAAGCACGGCAUCGCUGUAUCACUCUGCCUGGUGGAUACUAGGGCUGCUUCUUCAUCUAGGCUGGUCAAAGUGAAAGAGACUGACGCAGAGCCUAAGCCUAUUGGCUGGGUGUCCCCUAAUAUGUGGGACAGCUGCUUUCCUGGGGCAGAUACAGCUACAAAAACAAGCACUGUUUCAGGUACAAGUGUAGAUACAUAUGCAUGCAAAGGGGAAGACAAGAGUGUUGCUGUUUCUGAAAAUAUAGGGCAAGAUAAAGAUACAAACCUUAAAGAGAUAAGCAGGGUUGGGCCAGCAGACCACGCUGUUGCAGAAGGGGAAUAUAUUGAUAUUCUGCAGGCAACCAUGCUUUUUGGUAGACCUCAGUCAGUAACUGAAAAAGAACACAAAUUAGAAGUGCAAAUGCAACCACACACACAAAUCGAACCACAUAUGCAAAGAUAUCCACACAGACCAGCACAAAUGCAACCACAUGUACAGCUGGAGUCGUACAGGCAAACUCAAAGACAGGCAAACACACAGAUACCACCUCAAGCACAGUCACAAGCACAUGUGCAGUUACCUGCACAACCACAAAUGCAAAGUCAUUCUAGAUCAGAGGCUGCUGUAUCAUUAAGGCCCAACAUGUCUGCAGAAAUGGGACCUCCGUCCACCAUCCACCAUUCCCAGUCCCAUCACCCUCACCCGGACUCGCUCGAACCUUCCCAGUGCAUCCGCACUGUCCGGUUCUCAGAGAAACCCUGUACCCCGUGCAUGAAGAGAAGACAAGGCGGGAAGGUCUCCAGAGCUCAGGAGCUGAGGUGUCGAUACAGGGACUCCUAUCAGGCUGCUAUACAAAACCCUGUCACCUUUGGACAGGAGAAAGAGAGGGGGAACAUGCUAGCUGUGGUGGAGGAGGAUGGUGAUUUCCCACAGUGUGAUGACAGACUACCAGAGACUGAAACAGGGGAUCCAUGGUGUCAUGCCCAAGAAGUGUGGUUUGAUCCUGGUCGUCCUUCCUCUGUCAGUGGAGCCAUCUGUAAGGAGUCAGGAGAAAAGAACACGGUUCCAUAUUGGAAACUAGGUGAUACAAACACUGCCCCGUGUAUGGAUUACCGGGGAGCCAGUGCUUUACAAAGUGGUGGGCUACCAGAUCAGACAACCGAAAAGACCACUCUGCCAUUUAGGGAACCAAGGGAUGCACACUCUGUCAAAACUUGUGGCAGUUUACACAACGGGACAACUUCCAGUGUAAAUGCUAAUAGAGCUUUGUCAAGCCUAAAUGACCCUAAACAGUCAAAUGUGAUCUCUGCCAAACACCACGGAUUACCGUUUGCUUCAGGUGAAAUUUCAGCGAUGAACGUGGCCCUCAAGCCUCAUGAAAGGCUACAAAGCAGAACCAUUUCCACAGGAGUGAGUCCACACUCUGCUAAGUCUGUUUCAGUGCCACAGAGCAGACAGGAAUCAAUGUCAGAUGGAAGAUGCUCAUCUCUCUCCACAGCUGUGGUGGACACCUCUGAGAAGUGUGAGCUGGUCAUUGUUGAAGGUCAGAAUGUUAGAAGAAGAGAAAAUACGGUCUCCUGUGCAGAGAUUCCUCAGCUGCAUGUGGUCAAAUGUAAAAACAGCACGGCCUUUCGUCUGGUUUCACCCAAGAUCAACAGGAGGAAGAUGGUCAUUCCAGAUGGAGCUCAGCCUGGCAGUACAUCUAUAACCAGUAGAAAUGGCCUUCAGAUAGAGAACCCGUCUCACCUCACAAAUGCACCUCCGGCAGCAGAGCCACAGAGGAGCUCCCAGCCUGCCACUGCUCGUCCCAGGCCUGACCACCUUCCCCUGGGAUCCCCAGACCCCAGAGCCCACCCCCUCUAUUUAGGAGUAGCAUCUCUCACAGGUGGCAGAGACAGGACAGGCAGGGCAAUAAUUGAGCUCUAUGGAGACCACCAGGGAUGGACUUCAACUGUAACAAGCCAGGAGCUCUUCAGGAUGCUGCUCUACUUCCACUCCAUCACCAGGAGAGAAGUCAGAGAAGCUGGGCUGAUGCUCAUUUUUCAUGCAAAGAAGACAAAUCCUCAGCCGCAGCUCUAUAAGGCCUUGAUGGCAUUUCAGGAGCAGAUUCCCCAGGCGGUAAACAGUUUCGUGCUGCUGGUGGACAAGGAGAGCAGCCUUCGGCCAGAGAGGUGUCCCGGCAUCCAGACUGAAGUGGUGACAUCAAUGAAAGCCUUGGUCAAGCUGGUGGAGGUGAGUCAGCUGAGCUCCCGUCUGGAUGGCACACUGUCUCACAGCCACUGUGACUGGAUGGAGCUUCACCAGAAACUCUUCCCGUUUGUGUGCGAUCUUCAUGAAGCGUCCAGCCUCCUUCUGAGGGCCAUCAGUAAGUUAGAGGAGCCCCAGAGGCGCGACACCGUGCAGACUGUGCAGCAGUGCAUGACAGACCAGAGGACUCUGAUGAGGGAUGUACUGGAGGACAGCCGAUUGGUCGGCCUGCAGAGGGAGGGUGGGGCCAUCCUGGCGAGGCUGAGGAAGGAGAGUGACCUCAAAUACCCCCACUGUGAGGACCUCAGUGAUGCAGUGGACUCGGUGACCAGCCUAUACAACCACGUGGAGGAGCAGGCUCACGUCCUCGUGCAGAGGUCCAACGUGUCACUGGAACACCUAGAGUAUCUGCUGCAACUCAGAGAGAUGGAGGGACACUUCAUGCAGAUGCAACAGUGGUUUAAUGUAGAGGGAGAGCGCCACCUGCUGGAGGCUGAAUCAGUCGAGGACUCUGGAGACAGAAUGGAGCAGAUCCUGAACAGCUUCACCGGUUUCCUUAUUGAAGCUAAUGACCGAAGGCACCAUGCCAUGACAUUAGUGUCAGAGGCAGAGCGACUCCAGCAAAGUGGGCUUUCCCACCCAGAGACGGAGGCGUUCGGGACUCUCGUCUGCACCUUCAAGUCAGGCCUGGAGGACUUUCUGUGCAGGGCGGAGGCGUGCGGCAGGGAGCUGCAGAUCAUGGUCAACGUGUGUGAUUUUUGUGAGCAGGCUACAGCUCUGGCCUGCGAAUGCACUGAGUACCUGGACCAGUGUCAGUCCAGCAUCCACACAAUGCAAGACCAUGACCACACUACAACACCUGUCAAUCAAACAAACAGUCAGCCAAUGCAACCCCAAAACCAAGAGUCUGAUACCCGCGCAGCACAUGACUCAGGUCCAACCACCAGCAGUGUUUCGCUGUCCGGCAAUGACAGCUCCGUCCUCCAGGCUUUCCAAGACAGAUUCCUCCAGUUCAGCCCAGAGAGAUUUCAGGAGGUGAAGGCCCAGGCCAGUGCACUGCGGGGCUCCAGAGGGAUGCGGGUCUGGAACAUGGCCUGGCUGAGGUGUCAAGAGGCCAGGCAGCAGCUUCAGGAGAGGAUGCAGGACAUGGAUGAGGUUUUCCACCAACAACCAGACUCUGGCAGCUGGUGUGGACGUCAUUAUGUUGACGUGGUGAGCACUAAUGUUCAGACACCGUCCCCCGGUGGCCAAAGUCUGGUGGUACAAUCAACACCAGGACCUCGGCACCCACAGUGGGAGGGCAUCAUGUCAGGAGAGGUGGAUUUGGGGAAGAGAAGGCCGGUCCUGGGCAGCAACAGCGCUAAUUCAACCACUGCAGGGUGCACUAACAUCACUGUCAGACCUGAGGAUAGCAGCAAUGCUGGAACCAGCCAGGGGUCAAAGGUCUCUCCACAGUCACCUCUCAGGUCAGCGAGGGGAACAGAAAAGGAGACGAGGAGGAGGCAGGCAUGCAGGGCGAGGAGUGAGAGAGAUGCUGCUGCUCUGUCUCAGUCCCACACCGUCGGCUGCCAAUGGUUUCCAUGGGGACGUGGUCUUGGAGUGAGGUCGGCGAGCCAGGACUCGUGCGCCACAGGAGCGGCGACGGCGGGGUCGUCCACUCCUCCGGAGCAGCGGGUCCGACCCCCCUCAUCCUGCUCUCACCACGGUCAGCCGUCUUGUCGGAUCCUCCAGGAGGCUCAAAAGUUCCAGAUAUCGCGCCACGGCAGCUUCUGCUCAGAAGACUCCUGUAUGAGCGAGCAGGGGGCUGCAGGGGGUAAUGGGCCUUUAAGCUGCAAACACUCCAGCCUGCCCAGCAGGAGAUAUGAGGCGGGGCGUUGUUUGGCAAGUCCACCGGAGAGUGCCAGCAAUGCCCUGAGGCUGCAGCGUGUCCUGGAGGAGCUGGUGUUCACAGAGAGGGAGUACGUCCGCUCACUGGGCUACAUCCUGACCCACUACCUCCCCCUGCUGGACAGAGCGGACAUCCCCCAGGACCUCAGGGGCAAGCGAGGUGUCAUCUUCGGCAACCUGGAGAAGCUGUACGACUUCCACAGCCACUACUUCCUGCCAGAGCUGGAGGCCUGCGAGAGGGAGCCGGCCAUGGUGGCCCGCUGCUUCCUCAGACAUAGUGACAGUUUCGGUCUGUACGCUCUGUACAGCAAGAACAAACCUCAGUCAGACGCCCUGAUACUACACCGUCGCCAUGACCUCUUCAAGAGGAAGCAACAGGAGCUGGGAGACAUGAUGGACCUUUCAUCCUACCUGCUGAGGCCCAUCCAGAGGAUCAGCAAGUACAGCCUCCUGCUGCAGGACAUGCUGGCUCUGGCUGGCUCGUACAGGCCAAAAGACAUGGUCCAGGACACACUGCUCGCGUCUAGUGUGUGCGUACAAAGUGUGUGUGGCCCGGGUGCGUAUGUGCCCGAUCUGACAAGCAGUGAGAGGGAGCGGGAGAGGGCUGAGAUCCAAGCUGCUGCAGACCUGGUUCGGUUUCAGAUGCGCCACGGCAACGAUUUACUCACCAUGGAUGCCAUCCAGGAGUGUGAUGUGAAUUUAAAAGAGCAGGGCCAGCUGAUUCGUCAGGAUGAGUUCACAGUUUUCUUCAGGAAGAAGAAAUGUGUUCGCCGCAUCUUUCUCUUUGAAGACCUCAUCCUCUUCAGCAAGACCAAGAGGACAGAUAUUGGCAAUGAUGUUUAUGUCUACAAGCAGUCAUUCAAGACGAGCGACAUCGGGAUGACCCACAACUCAAGCGUGAGCGGUUCGUGUUUUGAGAUCUGGUUCCGCAGGAGAAAAAGCGAGGACACCUACACCCUGAAGGCCUCCAGCAUGGAGGUGAAGAAAGCCUGGACCACCGACCUGGAGAGGAUUCUGUGGGAUCAGGCCGCUCACAGUAGAGACCUGCGCAUGCAGGAGAGGGUGUUCAUGGGAAUGGGCCGCAAACCUUUCAUGGACAUUCAACCCAGUGAUGCUGCUAUCUGUGACCGCGCCAUCAGCUGUGUCCUGCCUGGGAGAAUCCCUGUGGCGUGUUGUUCACACAGGGGCUUAGAAUAUCCACGACCACACUCCAUCGGAUCUGGCAGCACCGCCUCCACCACCCUCAGCCAAUCAUCUUCCUCCUCCGGGCGAGGCUCGCUGCCCCCUGCUGGUUAUCUCGGGAACCAGUCGCAGGGGGUUGAGACCAGUCCCGCCAUCUGCUCCUCCCCUGAGGCCGUCGCUGAAAACGAACUCAACAAUCAUCAUCUUCAUCAGCAUCAUCUUCAUCGGCGUUGUGAACAGUGGAAAACUCAUCAUCCUUUGAUGGACAGCACUGAAUCAUCUGCAGAGUGCAUCAACCUCUUCAGCAGCUCAGACCGCAGCUGCCUGUCUGCCAUUGGUGGAGAGGUGGUGGAUGACUCCUCCUCGUUUGUAUCCCAGAGUUCAAAGCCCCGCCCACCACUUUGUCGGACCCCCAGCCUGAGGAGAAACAGCCCUCCAGCGGUUACCAGAAAGAAACCAGGUGUCGCCCCCAAACCUCCACAUCUGGCUAAUGCUCAGGGUGAUGACAUUAUAAUCGGAAAAUCAACAGAAGUUUAACUCUGGAUUCCCUGCAUAAGAUAUUGUUGCAGAUCAUCAAUCCACUGAAGCUGAUCUUCUGGUCGCACUGCUGAUGGACGGCAUUGAGUUCAAACAGGUGUUUUGUGUGGCUACAAAGUCACAAGAUCUUGUUUUGAAUGAUUUAUUGAAGAAAUUGAGUGGCUGUCUUAUAUCACAUAUAGACUGAAAACACCCAUGUGAGAAAGAAGAAGAGACUGCGGCAUGGGUGAUGUAGUUUAGUCAGACACACAGAAUAAGUGUCUUUGUCCUCAAUAUGUGGGUUGGUCCUUUGCCCCAGCAGAAUCUCAUCAUCAUCCUCAAACAUGUUUUCAUUUUAUUAUAACACAAAGCAUCAGCUACUGCAGCCACAAUAUAUUAAAAGCUUAAUGAAGCAGCUCAAAAUGGGAAUGGGUAUGCACCUACCGCUACAUAAAAUCACCAACAAUUCAUGAGAAAACAGCGCAUCCUCUCUUAAAAGAACCUGUUUUUUGUGAUUGUACUCAGUAAACUGUGCCUUUAUGUUACAUGUCCACAGACUGUACUGUUAAUUGGAGUAAAACAUGUUCUUUGCUUGUACAUUUAGUAAUAAGUAGCAGAUAUGUGUGCCAUCUGCAAGAACACAGAAGGAUAUGUGUUAUGGUAUGUGUGUUUUAGAUAUAUUUUGUAGGAUCUUCUGUUCUGUACAGUCUGUACAAUUAUUGAUAUGCAGGGAUCAAACAGGAAAAGGGCGUAUUUAUUGUCGUCACUGAAAAAACAGCUUGUGUGGGCCGAACAUGUAGGACCAGCGUCUGUAUUUGUGUGCAUGCGAGCAAAGUGAGCUCUGUGUUUCAUGCUCCUUUUCCCGUGCGAGCAGACAAAGCAUUGCUUUAAACUGUGUAUCAUUAUUCUCUUGACAGCUCUGGACUUCAUUGUUUUGGUUACAAGAGCACAAGAUGCAGUUCAGAGCUCCAGAGCUGUCCUCUGGCCAUGAGCCCAGACCCAACUGAUGACCAUAAAUAGAGAAACGUGUGGAUACGUGUGCAGAUAUGGAAAAUUGAACUCAUUUGAUGGUGUAGUGAUGAACAUAUAGUAAUUAGUAUGUAAUGGUAUUUCUUUUUCUCCUACGUUUUAAGGGUUUCCUAUUUAUUUCUUUUGAGCCAUUUUUAUACUACUGCGUCCAAACAUUUGUUUUUAUCUGCCUAGUUCUUGUUCCUGCCUGGUUGUCCUGUAUUUAAUAAUUUAUCAGAGGGGACAGACCACUUUGUGUUUUCACUUCCAGGAUUUGAAUAACUCUGUAACUUGUGCAUUCAAGAAGAUCUUGAAAAGGCUGGAUUGGCUAUAUAAUCGCACCCACACUAGCAGACACAGUAUAUGACUACAAGUUUAUAGGCAAAAACCACUUACUGUUAUUUAGGGUCCACUCAUGUUUCCAUACUGAUCCAUGUUCCAGCUUCACUCUCAUGAAAAUGACCAUUACAGAAAAGUAUUUUUCACAUUAUUUAAAUGCUUUUUUUAAAGCUUUUUUUUUUUUUUUUUUUUGCUUUCUUCAGUUUUUUUCAUUCUUUUGUAUGUUAUGUGACUUUAUUGUCUGCGUGAAAUAUAUAGUAUCCAAAUCUUGACAGGAUGUUGAAAAAGUGAGGUCAUAAUGUCGACCUCUGAUUGUUUCAUUUUAAAGCCACUGACUGUUUAUGGCAGAUCAACGCUCUUUCUGCUUUCUGUCACUUUUUUAUUGCUUACUUUCUUUCAAGCCUUUCUUUUGUGAAUUUGUUAAUUUGUUUGUUGGGGUCAGUGCCGUUAUUGUUUAGUUUCUUUCUUACUUCUUCUGUUUUAUUUUUCAUGGAGAAACGUUUGGCUUUAUCUUGUGAAGUUUCUUCCCUUCAAACCCUCAGGGUUCCAGACCAGAGCAGACAGAUUGCAGUAACACUGAGGAAGUGGCACCAGACUGUGAUGAUGCUUCACUUCCUCAAUCUACAGAUGCAAUAGUUCCACAGGAUGUUUUCAUUGCCCUGGUGCAGCUAGCACAACUGCACUACAAGUUUCUUUUUCAGUUCUGCAAAGACAAAAUUGCAGUUUCAUGACCUAUUUACAACUUCCUCCAAUAACUUAAAAAAUGCAAAGUGAAAUUCUCAUCGUGCUGACCUGAAAAAAUGUGUGAAAAAGUAUUUUACUGCCUUGCAAAAGAAAAAACUGCUAAGCUGCAUAAAAACUUUAACUGUAUGAUGUGUAAUUUCCUAUAAUUUAUCAAUUUUUGAUUCAUUUUGAAUUAUUUCAUUUUCUUAAUGUUGAAUCAUGCAUUAAUAUACAGAAUGUUGC